GAGCAGCGGCAGCGCCAGCCCCGAUGAGGACCGGGCGCCCCCGGAGCAGCAGGCGCCGGCCGCCGGGAUGCUCAAGGGACAUGGUGCCAGCUUCAUGUCGGACGCCUCCUGGGCACGGGGCUGGAAGAACCUCCUCUCCAGCUUUGGUGGCACCCUUCUGGGCCUGGAGCGAGCCUUGGCGGGCAGGAACCCGCUGAAGCGAGAGUCGGGGUCUGUGGUGGAGAAGCUGCCCCAGCUGGCGAAGGAGGGGGCUGAGAGGACCCUGCCCCAGUGCAUCUCCCUCUUCUUGCCUGAAUUCCCAGUCCAGCCUCCAAUGGGGCAACGCCAGCUGAAGAUCCUGGGCUUUGUGGCCAAGGGGUCCUUUGGGACAGUGUUGAAGGUCUUAGACUGCGGACAAGAGAAGGUCUUUGCGGUCAAGGUGCUCCCCAAAGUGGAGGUUCUCCGCCGAGACAGCCUCAAGCAGUGCAAGGAGGAGGUCAGCAUUCAGAAGCAGGUCAGCCAUCCUUUUGUGCAUUGCCUGGGAGACAGCUGGCAAGGCCGUAGCCACCUCUUUAUUAUGUGCACAUAUUGCAGCACUGGGGAUCUGUACACCCUUUGGAAGUCGGUGGGGCGUUUUGCCGAAGCCGUCAUCCGCCUCUUUGCUACGGAGUUGGUCCUGGUGCUUGGCUACCUCCACAAUCUGGGCAUCGUCCACCGGGAUGUCAAGAUGGAAAAUAUUCUUCUGGAUGAACAAGGUCACCUGAAGUUGACUGACUUUGGCCUCUCCCGCCACCUGCCCUGGGGCGAGAGAGCCUACACCAUCUGUGGGACCCUCCAGUACAUGGCCCCGGAGGUCUUGAGUGGCGGGCCGUAUGCCCACGCGGCAGACUGGUGGUCCAUGGGGGUCCUGCUCUAUGCCUUGGCCACUGGGAAGUUCCCGGUGGCCCCCGAGAAAGACCACGUCAGCAUGCUGGAGAGCGUCAAACGCUACAACUACAUCAUCCCAGGCACCCUCAGCCUGGGCCUCCGCCUUCUUCUCAGCGAGCUCCUGUGCCAGGACCCCCACCGGCGCCUUCGCUACCUCCACCACUUCCGUGGCCACCUCUUUUUCCGCGGGAUGACCUUCGACGCCGAGAUGCUUCGGAAGCGGCCGGUGGAUGUUGUGCUGGACCUGCGGAACCCCCGGGAAACCCCCCUGGACUCGGCCGCCGCCUUUUCGGAUUUUGACUGUGACCUCGUGGCGCCCUCGAGCCAGCCGUGGCCGGGCUGAAUGGCCCCCUCCCAUCCUCCUGGGGGGCAGCAGUUCUUCUCAAGAGGCCCAAAGCAGCCACCCUCGGGUGACCCCCGAGAAUCACUGUGAGACCUUCUCAGGAAAUGCUUCUUCCAGGCAGCUCUUUGGGCGAACGAAGCCGCCAGCGAUCUCAGGAAGCCGGGCCGAAAAAGCACCGGCCCCUCUCUGGCAGGGAGGCUGGACCCCCGCCUUGCCAGCCACCCCACCCCCCACCUACUGAAUUCUCCCACUAUGCAAGUCCGCCACCCGGAGAUCGAGGGUGACAAGUGGGGCAAAUUUUCCAGCGUUGGUCAGGAGCGCAGAAUGGCAAAGCUGGCUGCCUGCAACUUCCUGUUUGUUCAAGAGUCCUGUGGGAUCCGGAAGCUUGCCUCUUCCCCCCACCAACACUUACCCUGAGCUCAACUGGUCUAACAGGAGGCUAAUAAUCGUAGAUAGAUCUAUUCCUUCGCUAUGCAAGAGGCAGACGGGCCGUGAUGGGCUUGUUUGCCCUUCCUCUUCAGGUUGCGCUCUCAGCUGUGCCAACCCCUUUCCCCCUGGGAGAAUAGAUUCUGGCCUAGUUUCUCUCCGUUCAAGAAGAGGAACCUUCUCAUCCACCCUGGUUCCUAACCUCCUUCCUCUCCCCCCUCCCCUCCCUGUGCUUUUUCUGAAACAAGCAAUAAAUCUGUCUUUUAUGGGUCUCUGCGGCUGGGUGGAGAGUUCUCGUCUUUUGUGCAGCCCGCAUUGCGGCACACCUGGCGAUGGAAGGUUACGGUAGCAACGGAGGGUUAUAAUAGAUCUCAAUUCCGAGAAGGCUGUGC
Messenger RNA from Zootoca vivipara (common lizard), 2067 nucleotides. It is a transcript of the gene RSKR, whose product is annotated as ribosomal protein S6 kinase related. Gene Ontology annotation, molecular function: ATP binding; protein serine/threonine kinase activity. The record is from RefSeq and is a predicted model, not a curated record. Gene Ontology annotation, biological process: protein phosphorylation. Lineage: Eukaryota; Metazoa; Chordata; Lepidosauria; Squamata; Lacertidae.